This is a messenger RNA of Polyodon spathula (Mississippi paddlefish), 4112 nucleotides long. Its product is annotated as phosphatase and actin regulator 1-like. Gene Ontology annotation, biological process: stress fiber assembly; cell motility. The record is from RefSeq and is a predicted model, not a curated record. Bases 37 to 1875 code for a protein of 612 amino acids. Gene Ontology annotation, molecular function: actin binding. The transcript is spliced from 13 exons. NCBI's taxonomy places the organism in Eukaryota, Metazoa, Chordata, Actinopteri, Acipenseriformes, Polyodontidae.
UUUUUUUUUUUUUUUUUUGCGUGGAAUCAAUAACCCAUGGCGGAUUCUGCACACAUCAGGCUGCCAUUGACUUUGGUUACCUCUGGCUACAAAGAGAGAAUAUCAGCGGGGAUGACCGAAGAAAAGCCCAAGAGGAAAGCUUUUUACCUGGUCAGAAUGAAACCUAUGAAUAGCAAGGAGCAUGUUAACAACAACGUGUCCUUCACGAUUCAUUGCAAUAUAGGCAAGGAGAUCAAGCACAUUUGCAGCAACUGCAGCCGUGGAAAUGAAGCGCAUGAUGCUGAGGAAGUAGAAAGACUGGCUGCAAUGCGUUCAGAGUCCCUUGUCCCCGGAACCCACACUCCCCCAAUAAGGAGGAGAAGCAAGUUUGCCACCCUAGGCCGGCUCUUUAAGCCAUGGAAAUGGAGGAAGAAGAAGAGUGAGAAGUUCAAGCAGACCUCUGCAGCACUAGAAAGAAAGAUAUCAAUGAGGCAAAGCAGGGACGAGCUGAUCAAGCGGGGCGUACUGAAAGAAAUAUUUGAAAAAGAUGGGGAGAUCCCAGUAAUAAAAGAAGACAGGGAGCUAGAGAAGGGGCAAUCACCGGUACCCAUUCCUCAUAUGUUAGAGUGUGAAGCAGGAGACCAUACAUAUGAGAUGAUUCCCAACACAGAGCGCAUGGAUGGAACAGUCUCUGAAGACUUCCAGACAUCUCUUGAGGCUGGAGUCUCCCCUCAGGAUCGUUCAGUGCAGCCUGUCUUGGUUUUGCCGCCUAAGAAGUCUGUUGGUUUCUCUGGUGACCAUCAGGACACCCCAUUGAAAAAAACACCUUUUCUCAAGCAGCCCCCUGCACUGCCUCCAAAGCCUCUUUCCAGGAUUCCAAACCAUUUAGCUGACUCAGGCCAGCCUAUCAAACUGCCCUGUAUGCCAGGAAAGCUGUCUCCUCCACUACCUCCAAAGAAGAUGAUGAUCUGUGUUCCACCCUGGGGCAUGGACCCCACCUUUAAUUCCUACUCACAGAAGUGCUCUCAACAGUCCCUGGCACAGCACCACCACUCCAUACUGCCGUCCCAGUUUGCUGCCCAUCAGCACCAGCUACAGUAUGGCGGGCCAAUUCCAAUCCAUCAGCCAGUAGCUCCAAGCAGGGUGAUAGAGGAACUCAACAAGACCUUAGCCUUGACGAUGCAGAGGCUAGAGAGCUCUGGUUUGCACGCAGGAAAAGGAAGUAUUGUUGACGGGAGGCAAGUGCCAACUGUGGUGAUAGAGUGUGACGAUGAUAAAGAAAAUGUGCCGAAUGAAUCUGACUACGAGGAUCUACCCAGCAUGUACAGGGACGAACAGGAUGAGGAUGCGGAUGACGACGAUGAUGACGACGACGCCUUCUUUACAAGCUCUCUGGCAUUGAAGGUGUGCAGGAAAGAUUCGCUGGCAAUCAAACUCUGCAAUCGGCCUUCCAAACGAGAACUGGAAGAGAUGAACAUCAUCCCCAUGCAGACUGAUGAGGAGAGGCUGGAGCUGAGGCAGCAAAUUGGGACCAAGCUAACACGGCGGUUAAGUCAGAGGCCAACUGCAGAAGAAUUGGAACAGAGAAAUAUUCUCAAACCAAGGAAUGAACAAGAGGAGCAGGAUGAAAGGCGAGAAAUCAAAAGAAGGUUAAGCCGAAAGCUGAGUCAGAGGCCUACAGUAGAGGAGCUGCGAGAAAAGAGGAUCCUGAUCCGCUUCAGUGACUAUGUGGAGCUGGCCGAUGCACAAGACUACGACAGGCGUGCAGACAAGCCAUGGACGCGGCUAACAGCAGCUGACAAAGCAGCUAUCCGGAAAGAGCUCAAUGAGUUCAAAAGUACUGAAAUGGAGGUGCAUGAGUCAAGUCGGCAUUUAACAAGGUUUCAUAGACCCUAGAAGUCUGCUAUAAGAAGAAAUGCCAUAUGGGCUUUUUAUUUUCACAAAGAACCUUAAGUGCUGGAAUUGUAAUAGGUGCCCAUGUCUACAAUAAGGCCAGACGUCUUUUGAAUUGCCUUUUUUUUUCUAAAUACAACCAGUAUAUCCUUUAACAUUAUGUAAAAAAAAAAGACUACUGUUGGUUCUGCCACAUUAAAACACAUACUAAUAUUCAGGAGUCCCUGACAGAAGCAGGGAACAGAUAAUGUGCCACAUCCAACAACGACUGGCUCUCUGCUGACUUCAUAAAUGUCUUGCUCCAUCAUAUUAAGUAUAUAUGUGAGUUUGUCUAAUCAAUCUUAUCAGCGCAAUGUUUGUGAAGCAAAACCUACCUUUCCUUGGAAGUGUCUGUAAGUCAUCAUGAGCUACAUGCUUCGCCCAGCUGUGUUUAGUAACAGACCAUUUGGCUCUUCACUGUCUUCCGUCAAAGGGUCAGAGCCUGUGUUUAAUUUAAGGAGGGAUGGCUGUGUCUUAAAACUGAGUAUCAUCACACAGCUCUCUUUUUUUCAAUGUCGCUAGAAGGAUUUCCAUGCACUGUUUCAAGUCUUAUCAUAGAUUCAAUGUUCCUUACUAACAUUGUUGGUGAAGUGGGAUUGGCUUGAAUUACACAAUUCAGAAGUAAUGAUAAUCAUAACGAUAUUAAUGCUAAUAACAAUAAUACUAAUAAUACCAUUUAUUGCUAACUGUGAAUUGAAAGUGCAGACAACUUGUUUGUUUGCCAGUGUUCCUGUAUAUUGUGUUCAUACUACUGUCCUGUAAAGUUAUCCUAACAAUUUAACAUAUUCUUGGAGGUCUUUGGAAGGAGAACACUGCGUGCUAUAUUUGAAACUAAGAUAAAGGAGAGUUCCCUAUUUAUUUAACUUUUACUCAUUUGUUUUACAGUUGGUUGUUUCAAAAUUACUUUUUUUAUUAAAAAUGUUGUUUGGUGUUCUUUUAAUGAAAAUAAACUCAAGCAAAGGUUUUAUGAAUAGAGCCCCCAGUUUGUGAAAAUGAUGUCAUUUUAUUUUAUUUAUUUUUUAUUUUUGUCUGUGUGGUGGGGGAGGUUUGGGUGUAGAAUGCCCUGCAAAAUUGAAGCAGGGCGAUACAUGUAUUUAUUACACUUGCACUAAGACACUAAGAUUUUGCUGAACAUGAAGUUAACAUUAGAAAACGAGCAAGACACUUAUGCUUUUCCUGAUCAUUUCUACAUUGGCACGAGGAUUGUUAUGUGGGAAAUUCCUGAAAAAUGUUAGCAUUAUUAAAAGAAAGGCAUUUCUAACGGUUGUAUUUAGACACUUGUUGCUGUAUGAGAGUGCUUGCUUAUUUUACAGCGUGACUGAAUGACAAGCAGGCUUCAAGAAAGGAGAAAGUGUGCCUGCAGCUAAAACAACCUUUACAAAAUGUAAAGCUGGUACCAAAAAGGUCUCUUUUUGAAUAGUGUGCAAAUAGUUAAAACUGAAUUUUUGUAAACAGUCACCAAGUGAGUGGUGCACUGGGGUAAAAGCUUAGUACAUCUGAUAGUUUUCUGAAAGUGUUCAGUUCAUGAAGAGAAAGGGUGUGAAAUGACAAGAACUUGGCAUACAUAUUUGAACAUAGACAAGUUUAUUCCCUGCACAUUCACAUAUGUAUUGUAUAAAAAAUUUGAAAAGUAUAUAUAUAUAUAUUUACCACUGAAAAAAAAAAAUCAAGAUUUUGAAAUAAAUUUUUCUGUCAUGUAAAAUUUAUUGUGGCCAUCACAAUCUUUUAAAUUUUUGCAAAGUUGUAGUUACUUUUCUUUUUGCUUAAUUACAAAGCAUAGCCUAAUGAACUAUUUAAAAUGCCCCAGAAAAAAUAUAAACAGAGAACCAAAUGAACUGCCAUCGUCACUCGAUUAAGGGACACUAUUUGAGCAAUAACAAGUGAAUUUCUUUUUUGUGCUUGUAUGUGGUGCUGGUGGAUGGAGUGGGUCAUUUAACUGUCUUAAAAUGUGUAAUGACUUGUUAAAUUAAUGCCAGUUAUAAGCUUAGAAGGUACAGAUCCCAAAGGCACUGUUGCUCGUUGAAGGAUCAUUCAAAAGGUACAGUAAAAAGGUAAUUGCACCCAGGAUUCCUGCUUCAGUUAGAAAUGUACAAUAUAUUAUUGGGUAAGUUGUUAAAAAGAAUUGAGAAAACACUAUUGGUUUGGGUGUUCUGAAGAAUUCUAUUUGACUAAAAGAUCUGGAAACACCAAGUACAGUCAUU